Molecule: messenger RNA, 1945 nt
Organism: Scheffersomyces amazonensis
Lineage: Eukaryota; Fungi; Ascomycota; Pichiomycetes; Serinales; Debaryomycetaceae
Gene: STR2
Product: cystathionine gamma-synthase
Exons: 1
Coding region: 131-1906 (591 amino acids)
Biological process (GO): transsulfuration
Molecular function (GO): pyridoxal phosphate binding; cystathionine gamma-synthase activity
Source: RefSeq, a predicted model, not a curated record
UUCUCAUCAGUCAGCGACAUUUGACAUUUUCUUCAGUAUGCCGAAACAGGUAAUAAAGAUCCGGUACCGUUAAGUAAAUUUCAGUCAUUAUACCAAUAAAAGCAUAACUAUAAAUUAACUAUAAGUAACUAUGCCAUCUCAAGAAAUAGGAUUACCUAUUCCCAAUAUCCCACAUGCAGUCUCGGUGACUUUACCAACUUGGGAAGCUACUGUAGGUUAUGAAGAAGGUGAAGAUUGGGUAGUUAGUAAAAUGUUAACAGGGUAUCCAAGAUUUUUCAUUCAUUCAGUUAUUAAGAAAUUAGCUUUAAAAAUUGAAAAUAAAUAUGGUAGAGAUGGUGAAAGAUGUUUAAUAUUCCCCUCUUAUAAAGUUGCAAAAAGAUGUCGAGAAUUUAUUCAAUCUCAUACAGAAUUAAAUAAUUUAAAAGUUCGAGUAUUACAAUUAAGUACUCCACCUCCAAGUAAUGAAGAAGAAAAAUCAACUAUAAUUCAAUCAACUAUUGGAGUUGUAUUUUUUCCAAUAAGUCAAUUUCCUUUAGCAAAAAAUUAUUGGCAACAUUCUGGUGAAGGUAUAAGUUCAAGAAUGGGAGAAUAUGUUUUAAAAGCUUUAUUUCAUGAUGGAAUUGAUUCUCCAAAUAAUUCAUCAAAUAAUAAUAAUUUAGGAGCUGCAAGACAAGAAUUACAAGCUCAACAAAUUCAACGUAAAUCUCCUUCAAUUUCUGCAUCUUUUAGAUCUCCAAGUGUAUCAGCUCGUGAAGAAGUUGAAAAUGAAUUUAAUACAUUUAUUGAACAAAAAUUUGGUAGAGUUCUUGAUUUAAAAUUUGCAAAUGAAGCUAAAAUUGCUUUAAGAAGAAGAAUUUCUGGUAAAGUUGAUAAAUCUCAUAGUCAAAAGGAAGAAAUGGAAAAGGCUCGUAGAGGUAAAAAUGUUAGUGAAACUGAUGUUUAUUUAUUUCCAUCAGGUAUGGCAUCAAUAUUUUUCUCUCAUUAUGCUUUAUUAAAUAUUUCUAAACAACCAAAGAAAUCAGUAUGUUUUGGAUUUCCUUAUGUUGAUACCCUUAAUAUUCUUAAAAAAUUUGGUCCAGGAGUUCAUUUCUUAGGUUUAGGUGAUGAUAUUGCCUUAGAUGAAUUAGAAGAAAAAUUAGAAUCAGGUGAAUUUAAUAUAAUGGCAUUAUUUUGUGAAUGUCCUUCAAAUCCAUUAUUAAAAACUCCAAAUUUAAAAAGACUUAGAAAACUUGCUGAUAAAUUUAAUUUUGCUAUAGUUAUUGAUGAAACAGUUGGAAAUUUUUUAAAUAUUCAUGUAUUACCAUAUGCUGAUAUAGUUGCAUCAUCUUUAACUAAAGUAUUUUCAGGAGAUUCUAAUGUAUUAGCUGGAUCAAUUGUAUUAAAUCCUUUAUCUCCAUUAUAUUCAUCAUUAAAGAAAUUCUUUGAUAAUGAAUAUGAAGAUUUAUUUUGGGCAGAAGAUGCUUUAUGGUUAGAAAGAAAUUCUCGAGAUUUUACUGAAAGAGCUACAAGAAUUGAUCAAACAGCUUUAAAAGUAUUUGAAUUAUUACAAAAUUCUUCAAUUAUAUCUAAAGUUUAUUAUCCAUAUAUUAGUAAUUCAAGAAAAUAUUAUGAAGAAAUAAAAACUCCUAAUGGAGGUUAUGGAGGAUUAAUGUCAUUCCUUUUUCAUAAUCCAAGUCAUGCAGUAAGUUUCUUUAAUGCAGUAAAUUUACAUAAAGGUCCAUCAUUAGGUACUAAUUUUACAUUAGCUUGUCCAUAUGCAAUUUUAGCUCAUUAUCAAGAGUUAGAUGAAGUAGCUAAAUGGGAAGUUGAUCGUAAUUUAAUUAGAAUUAGUAUUGGAUUAGAAAAUCAAGAAGAAUUAUUACAAAUAUUACAAAGUAGUUUAGAUAUAGCUGCGGCUUCAGCUUAACCUUAAGCUUAACCUUAGACAUUUAUUACAAGUAUUUUU